CGCCUCAGAGCACAAAAAUUCUUUCUCAUAAUUACAUCACCGCCUGCGCACCAACGGAAACACUCCCAAUCCAAUCUCAGAAAGCUUCUGUGGGUGGUGGCCCGAAACCAGUGUGCAUCACUAUCCUGCUUUACUGCGUUUGUUCCGGCUGUUGUGGCAUCAGCGCUUGAAAGAUGCACGUCCCUCUGUCUCUCCCCUAUACCAAAUCACAACUUCCAGACCACAACCCUUCAUAACUUACUCACACAACAGAUACCCUUCGGGCACUGUGGGAGCAUGGACGUCGAAGACGUCGCCGAAAGCGUCAGGGAACUUAUUAGAAUAGGUGUUUCAGAGGAAAUAAGACAGCUCAUGGUGGGAGGCAGUCAUGGUGGGUUUGUCGCUGCUCAUUGUAUUGAUAGGCCAAUACCCAACGUAGCAUCGCUCCGCAACCCCGUCAUCUUAUCAGGCAAACUCGCAACGAGGACUGAUAUUCCUGAUCAGGUUUAUCUUGAAUUC
This is a messenger RNA of Suillus plorans, 498 nucleotides long. RefSeq lists its product as uncharacterized. The record is from RefSeq and is a predicted model, not a curated record. The annotation marks the transcript as partial. The transcript has 2 exons. Lineage: Eukaryota; Fungi; Basidiomycota; Agaricomycetes; Boletales; Suillaceae.